Messenger RNA from Arctia plantaginis, 1449 nucleotides. The record is from the annotation of a GenBank genome assembly. Lineage: Eukaryota; Metazoa; Arthropoda; Insecta; Lepidoptera; Erebidae.
AUGGCUCUUCUCGGUGCUCAGUUGGUUAUAACACUGAUUAUGGUAUCAGUAAUACAGAAAGUGGGUAAUUACUCAUUUGCAAGAUGGUUAUUAUGUUCUCAGGGUUUAUAUAGAUACUUGUACCCUACUAACAGCGAGUUGAAGGCUUUGGGAGGAGUGCCGAAGGAUACAUCAAAAAGUAAAAAAGGAGGAAAACAUGAGUCGAAUGGCAAGCCGGAAACCUUCCACAUUCCUCGCAGUUUGGAUAUACAACUGGAGACAGCACCCGUAACGCAAUUAGAUGUUGUACAUUUAAGAUUUUACACCGAGUAUGUGUGGAUUGUGGACUUUUCACUAUACACUUUGAUUGUGUAUAUUAUGUCUGAGGUGUACACAUCUGUAUUUCCACUUAAGGAUGAGUUCAACUUAAGUAUGGUGUGGUGCCUGCUUGUGGUAUUAUUCACAUUUAAAAUUCUAUUAAGUUUGACUAAACAGUAUUUCACAAGUGAAGAAUCUAUUGGUGAGAGAUCAACAUGCAUUGUUGCUUUCUGUGUGUUCCUGUUAAUAGCCAUGAUGGUCUUAAUUGUGGAUGAGUCCAAUUUAGAAGUGGGGGUAGACCCUGCUUAUGACAGUUUUUAUGAAAAUGCAUCAAAGUUCCUCGAGAACCAAGGACUGUCAUCUGUUGGGCCAGCUUCAAAAUUGAUUUUGAAGUUCUUCUUUGCUGUGUGGGCUGCCAUUAUUGGAACAUUGUUCACUUUCCCUGGUCUUAGAGUGGCCAGGAUGCAUUGGGACUCACUAAGGUACUAUGGGGACAAUAAAGUGAAAUCAUUGCUUCUGAACUUAAACUUCGCAAUGCCAUUCGUCCUGGUGUUGUUGUGGGUCCGGCCCAUCACCAGACACUACCUCACUGUGAGAGUUUUCAGCGGAAUGGACAAACCACUCAUGACAUCUCAAGCUUACGACACGCUACGCAUAAUACUGGUGGCAGCGACAAUACUAGUCCGGCUAGCUCUUAUGCCGAGACAGCUCCAGUCGUACCUUGACAUGGCACAGCGGAGACUAGACGUGCAGAAAAAGGAAGCUGGUAGAAUUACAAACAUCGACUUACAGAAGAAGAUCGCUUCCGUAUUCUACUACCUGUGUGUAGUUGCUCUCCAGUAUGUGUGUCCCAUUAUAAUGUGCCUGUACUUCACCUUGAUGUACAAGACCUUGGGUGGGUACACUUGGACAGGGCUGUUUUACGAGACGCCGGAGAUGUGUUCAGCACAGGACCAGCCCACGGCCACGAGUCCUGUUGUCGAAGGUGAUGGGAUUGAACAGUUUCAACUGGCAUGGGAGAAUUUGAAAAUGGUAUUCACAGUUGACGUGUACAAAGGCGUGUUUGGCUUCGCGACCUGGUGGUGUACCUUCGCCUGGUUCCUCACCACAUCGUUGGGGCUCGCGUACCAGACUUACUUCAGAAUCUCAUGA